CACCUAAAGAUCGCAAUUGAUUAUUAUGAUGGGUUUACUCAACCGUCUGGGCUUAGGGCUGCGGCGUUUGCAGCCGGCAGCGCUGCGACGGGGCUGGAAUCGCUACUGCCAUACUACGAUUACAAACAUCUCCAGGCCAGUGGGAUCGACCAUUAGUCUAGUAGCUAAUCACAAGAUCUACGCCAAGUCUGCGCUAGACGAUGGGGUUAUAGAUCAGGAGAAGCAGGCUUCGGUGGUAGACUUCAACUGGACCAUGGACGAGGACGAGGACGAUGACGAUGAAGAGGACGAGGAUGAAAAACAGUUAUAUCAAUCUCACAAGCGAGCCAAUGAACGGAUGGAGACCUUGUGGUGGUUGAUUACUCAUCUUUUCAUUCGUGAUGAAAGGUUUGAUGUCAAGUCUUUGCUAGACUUUAGGGUGAAACGUGAGAAAGGACUUUUGGAGGGCGGCCUUAAGAGGAUCCUUAGGAGACUUCGUAAAGAUGGGCGGUACUCUCUAGCUCUAGAGAUUUCUGAAUGGAUGGGGGAGAAAGGUUAUUUUAGAUUCUCAUCUCGGGACCAUGCUUGCCAGAUCAACUUGAUUGGUAAGGUUCGGGGAUGUUCUGCUGCAGAGCGCUAUGUCAAGAACUUGCCAGAACAAGCUAGAAAUGACACGGCAUACAGAGAACUCCUACAUUGUUAUGUGCAUGCACACAGAGCAGAGAAGGCUUUAUUUCAUUUUCAGAAGAUGAAAGAGUUGGGUUUUCUGUCGUCGCCUCGCCCUUUCAAUGAAAUUAUGCGCCUUUACGCCAAAAGUCUCCAAAUUGAGAAGGUCCUUGGGGUGAUGGCCGAGAUGAAGAAGAGCAAGGUCUCACCUGAUAAUGAUAGUUACAGAAUCUGCAUUAGUUCAUUUGGGUUAACCUAUGAUGUGGAUAGGAUGGAGAGAAUGCUGAGAGAAAUGGAGAGUCAACCCCACAUUGUCAUGGACUGGUGUACUUACGCCGUGGUAGCCCAGUUCUAUGAAAGAGCAGUCUUUGUAGAGAAGGCCGCCGAUGCUCUUAAAAAGGCGGAGGUGAUAUUACAAAAGAAGAAGAAGAAGAAUAGAGGAAGCCACAAUUUGAUAAAUAGUGAUUAUGAGAAUGUGAUAAAGUCGCUGGUGAAGCUUGGUGAACUAGAUGAGGCCAUGAAGUUUGCCAAGGAGUGGGAGGCACUCGGCAAUUGGCGCACUGUGGAUGAUAUCAGCAUUCCUUACAUAAUCAUUGAGGGGUACAUAAAAAAAGGUUCAUUACGAAAGGCAUUGUAUAGAAUCUGGGAGUGGGAUCGCAAGGGUAAGACCGGCGUCGACAAACUUUCACGUUUACUUUGCAACGAAUACCUUAAAGUGGGCAAUCUGUUUAAAGCCUACGACUACUGCUUUGUGGUAAGGGAUCGUGCGCUUGGAUCUCUAGUGGUUCAGAGGGCGUUUCUCCAAUACAUAGAAGAAGAAUGUGGCUUGUUUUUCCCCUUACGCUGCAGUGGGUCAUUCUGCUGCAGUAGAUCACUUAAAACUGAUGCGGGCAAAACAUUCUUAGAACUCACUCCAAUCAAUGCGAAAUACAAAAUCAAAGUCCCUUUACUGGUGCAUUCCGAGAACCCGACCCAAGAAGUAAAUAAGGAUUAUGAGAAUAUAAUAAAGUCACAGGUGGAGUCGGGGGAGUUGGACGAGGCGAGGAAGAGAGCGACGGAGUGGGAGGCAUCUGGCAACUUGUCUAGUCUUGAUGCUUUAAACCUUUCUAAGCUGAUCAUCGAGGGAUGUUGUAAAAAGUCUCUCUUUGUGGAAGCAGAGGCCAUGGCAGAAGCUUGGACAAGAGAGAAAAGGUGUUGGGUUGCGGGGAUUUGGUUGAUACUUGCUUGUCAUUACCAGGAGGAGGGUAAGCUGGUAAGNUAAACAGACAACCCCCCCCCCCCCUGCUGGGAGCGAGUCCAAGGCACCCACCCACCAACAACAACCUGCAGGGUGGAGGUAGGUUCGGGUCAAGGUGGAGCAGGAAAUACUAGGGGUACUAGAGGUAGCAAUUGUAUGGGAUAUUGUAAGGCCUUUCAAUCAUUUCAUGACAUUUUUAAUCUGUAUCUAGAGAACCGUCCUAUUUAUAUUAACUUUUUACUUUUUUAAGUUUUUUUUUUGGGUUAAUAAAAUGCUAAAAAAGUUUAAGAAAAGUAACUUCAUUGA
Cuscuta campestris is the source of this 2188-nucleotide messenger RNA. The record is from the annotation of a GenBank genome assembly. Lineage: Eukaryota; Viridiplantae; Streptophyta; Magnoliopsida; Solanales; Convolvulaceae.